AUGAAAAUUUUAAGUUUAAAUAAAUUUUCUGAGACCUCAAGGUCUUUAAUAGUUUCAAAAUUUAUUCUAGUAGUGUUAGAAUUAAUCAUAACUUGUUAAUGUUUAGGUGCUACACAUCAAAAUAUAACAGCUGGAUUAAGAGCAAUUCCAACAGCUGAUGAAUAUUCAGAUGCAUAAUUUUAGUAAUAAAAUACAACUAAAAAAGCAUAAUAAUAUUUUUGAUAUUGUGUAUACUAUUUUAGGCAACAUAGAUUGGUUUAAACAUGUUGGCAAUGAACAUUCAUUUUGAUAAAAUAAAUUCAAUUUUAUGCAUUUAUCAUUUCAUUGGGAUUUGGACAUUUGCUUGUUUUCUAUUUGAUAGAUGGAAGUAUAAAACAAUAAUGUAUCUUUGGGUGAUAUUUUGGUAAAUAAAGAUAAUUAACUGUUUAAGCAUUAUUCCAUUUUUGUUUGAAUUUCUAACAUCUUUGAAUGGAUAUUAUUAUUAUGGAAUUCAUGAACAUAGACUUAUUGAAGCAAAGAGAUAAGCAUUAUUGGCUGAAUAACUAAAGAAAAAGAAAUAAGAAGAAGAUGAAGCAAAGAAAUUAGAAGAAGAUAGUUAACCACUUAAUCCUUAAGAUGGAAUUCAAAAUGCAAUGUCAUAAUGA
Molecule: messenger RNA, 644 nt
Organism: Paramecium sonneborni
Lineage: Eukaryota; Ciliophora; Oligohymenophorea; Peniculida; Parameciidae
Source: the annotation of a GenBank genome assembly